AUGGCCCUCGUGGCCACCAUGGGGGCCAGACAUGGCCCUGGUGGCAACCGAGGUGGCCAGACAUGGCGCCGGUGGCCACCAUGGUGGCCAGACAUGGCGCCGGUGGCCAUCAUGGUGGCCAGACAUGGCCCCGGUGGCCUCCAUGGUGGCCAGACAUGGCCCUGGUGGCCACCAUGGGGGACAGACAUGGCCCUGGUGGCCACCAUGGGGGCCAGACAUGGCCCUGGUGGCUACCGAGGUGGCCAGACAUGGCGCCGGUGGCCACCAUGGUGGCCAGACAUGGCCCCGGUGGCCUCCAUGGUGGCCAGACAUGGCCCCGGUGGCCUCCAUGGUGGCCAUACAUGGCCCCGGUGUACACCAUGGUGGCCAGACAUGGCCCUGGUGGCCAGACAUGGCCCUGGUGGCCAGACAUGGCCCCGGUGGCCACCAUGGUGGCCAGACAUGGCCCCGGUGGCCACCAUGGUAGCCAGACAUGGCCCUGGUGGCCACCAUGGGGGCCAGACAUGGCCCCGGUGGCCAUCAUGGUGGCCAGACAUGGCCCCGGUGGCCAUCAUGGUGGCCAGACAUGGCCCCGGUGGCCAUCAUGGUGGCCAGACAUGGCCCCGGUGGCCACCAUGGUGGCCAGACAUGGCCCCGGUGGCCACCAUGGGGGCCAGACAUGGCCCCGGUGGCCACCAUGGGGGCCAGACAUGGCCCCGGUUGCCACCAUGGGGGCCAGACAUGGCCCCGGUGGCCACCAUGGGGGCCAGACAUGGCCCCGGUGGCCAUCAUGGUGGCCAGAUAUGGCCCUGGUGGCCACCAUGGGGGCCAGACAUGGCCCCGGUGGCCACCAUGGGGGCCAGACAUGGCCCCGGUGGCCUCCAUGGUGGCCAGACAUGGCCCCGGUGGCCUCCAUGGUGGCCAGACAUGGCCCCGGUGGCCAUCAUGGUGGCCAGACAUGGCCCCGGUGGCCACCAUGGUGGCCAGACAUGGCCCCGGUUGCCACCAUGGGGGCCAGACAUGGCCCCGGUGGCCACCAUGGGGGCCAGACAUGAUCAAUCAGCUGCAUAA
Molecule: messenger RNA, 1050 nt
Organism: Procambarus clarkii (red swamp crayfish)
Lineage: Eukaryota; Metazoa; Arthropoda; Malacostraca; Decapoda; Cambaridae
Source: RefSeq, a predicted model, not a curated record